GUCAGUUCUUACCGGAACACAGACCAAGUUACAAACCAUCCGAAGAAAGGUCGUCAUUGUUUUAAUUAUACAUAUUAUUGUUCGCGACUGUUUCCCCUUCCACCUUAAAAAAAAGUAUAAUUCAAAAAUUUUGAAUUAUUUUUUUUCCUAAAUGUUCUUCAGUUCUUUGGGUUAUAAUUUUCGUUUUUGUGACUGAAUUUGUAAUUGUUCGACAUUAAAAGAAAAAAAAAAAUCAAAAUCAUCUCACACAUGGUGGCAAUUUUACCAGAGUACCGGCUUGUUCAUCUCCUAACGGGCAUCGCUUAACGGUCGCUUUUAUGACAGUGUGGUUCGCUUAUUCGUUGUUAUUAUUCAAAGUGCAACAGUCAUCAAAGUGGACAAAUAAUAAUCAAUCAAAAAUUUUAAAGGACAAACAACAUCAUCAAAAAGAAGAUGGGUGCUGAGAUGCGGCUACUUAGGUUUACCAAGUUGCUUAUUGUGGCAUUUAUUUUUACAACGAUUCACGCAACGGACAUUCAGGAUGGUAGCAUAAACAAUGAAGGAAUCAGACCUGCAAGAAUAGAAAGGGAUUUGGACGGUGAUUACCAAUAUGAACUGGAUGACAGAGAGAAAUUCACUAGCAAUCACUAUCAAGAACAGAAUUUCGAGAAAUUUGACAAUAACCCGACUAAUUCUUUUGGAGAGAGAGUACAAGAUUCGGACGAUUAUGAAAAAUUAACAGACGAGAGACAACGAAAACGUGUACGUAUCAGGGUUCCUGUUGUGAGAAGCAGAAAUGGCAAACAAUUUGCCCGCACUGUUGUGAGACGUAGACCAAUUGUUUCCCAUACACAUGAACAGGAAAUCAAUUCACAUUCACCUCGAAGAAUUGUUGUUACUCGUGUUCGUCCACGUGGACCAGCUCACACUCCUGGCUACGCUAAUGAAUUGCCAAAUGUUGACUAUCAAUAUACCGAGAACGCUAGACAAAAUUACGGUAAUCAAUUUGAUAGAAAUCGUCCCUAUGAAUUUAGUGAUCCCGAUGUGGAAAAACCUAAUUCCGAAUUUGCUAGGCACAAGGUAACGAUCACUAGAAGAAGAAAAAUUGUACCCAGUACAACGUCGACAUUCCAAAGGGUUACUAGAAAAAAACUUGUUUCUGUACGACCAAUACCGCAACCCUCGCCAACAUUGGCUAUCAUCACUACCGGAUUCUUUACUCUACCGUCCGAUGAUGAUGACGACGACGAAGAGUACUCCGAAGAAGAGGAAGAAAUUCCAAAUGGAAAUCUGAAUCUAUACACACCAAAACUUCCCGAAACUCCAAAUACAAUUGAAAACAAACCUAACAAUAAAGAUUUGUCAGAGGUUUCCAAAAUUGAAGAAACCAUUGUACCGGAUAUUAAUAAUCCGAUUAUAAUCACGGAUAAUUUCUUUUUCCCUGUUUUUCCGGAUGAUGAUGAUGAUAAUGAUGAAGAUAGAGAUGAUGGUGCUAAAUAUGAUAGUAAUGUUCAAAAUAAGGAAGAAGAUAAACAAACAGAUAUUGCAAAAGAAAUGGAUGAUACUGUGAAUACUAAAGACAAUUCCUUCUUGGAUGGUAAUAAAGCAAAUGCUGUUGUAGACACAGAUGCUAAGCUUGACGUUAAAGACAAUGAAAAUCCUAAAGAAAAGAAUGAAAGUAAAAUUGACAUUGAUAAAGGAACAACUGAUGAAAUAUCCACUACUAAUGGGUAUACAACGAAUCUUUAUGACACCACAACAGAAACAUCAUUUACUCUUAAUGAAAACGAAACAACUAAGGAAACUCCAUUAGAAUCGGUUACUGAAAAUUCUCCAAAAGACGUCAUACCCGAAAUUACGACAGAAUCAUUCCAAAUAGAUGAAACAACACCUAUAUCAACUACUACUGAAGAGACAAUUGAAUCUACAACCAGCAAACAAACAAUUUCUACUAAAGACGAUAAAAUUUCGAACCAACCUCCAAUUAUGAAACCAAAAAUAAUUUCUGAUACUAUUUCCUCUGUUGAAUCAACAACCCCAAAAACUGAUCCACCCCUUAAAGAAGACUCUUUAACCGUCAAACCCUUAGAAACAUUCGUCAAUGUUAUUUCAUCUACUAAACAAGAAGAAUCACCACAAACCGAAAGUGGAUAUUUCACCGAUUUUGAUGACGCUGAUAUACCAAGUGUCAUUCCUCUGGACACUGAAUACAUUCUCGAAAGUAGUCAAAUUAUAAUUUCCAGUAUUGAAAAAUCGCGUCCAAUUGUCAAUCAAGUAACGACAACAUUCACUUCACCAACACCUGAAGAUAUUGAAGCUGGUUUAGCGGAUGAUUUAUAUCUAUCACUAUCGCGUCCUGAUUUCCCUGAAAUUUUACCAUCAAAACCAAUUUUUGAUUCAGUUGUACCAACAUCUGAUCAUUCGGGUUCUGUUAUUCCAACACCGGCAUUAAAAACAAGUGUCUAUUACACUGAGACAAUUGUCACGUCAACUAGACUGAGAACUUAUACGUAUGUUGUAACAAAACUUAAUGGACUUGAGACGGAGGUGACUUCGUCAACGACUGUUAGACCAAGAGUGACAACACUGACAUUGACAGUUCCCAUUACAGUGACAGUGACACCAACCGCGGAAUUGACAUCAAGCCUCGCGACAUCAAACAAUAAUCCAGAUAUUAUUACUGAAUACAUUGGAAAAGAAGAUGAUGAUGGUUCUGAAGGAGAAGGACGAAAAUUUAAUCUUGCAACAAGAGUUAUGUCCAAUGGCGUUGAGGUCAUCGUGGCGGGGCCAACUCCUGCUCUAAGGUGGGAGAAUUCAAAUCCACAACCAACUUUAACAUUAUCAGAUGCAGUUGUCAUGCUACUUCCACAAGAAAAGCCAAAUGAAUUUGUUACCAAAACUUGUACAACGACCUUUACUUAUCUCAGUACCAUCACCAAAGAUGGAGUUACAAUCGUCUCUACUGAUCAGCAGGUUGUUGCUAAUACGGCUACAGAAGAACGUCACCGGAAGCCAGCAUCUGAAGCCGCUGCCUAUACAUUGGAAGCCUCACCUACUUUACAAACAGAAGUUUUUAAAACUACUUAUACAUAUCUAACACUAAACACUGAUCAUCCAGAUGAGAAAAAUGCAUUAGAGAGUAGCGUCAGAGUUAUUACAAAUACAGUUACAGCUCCUAAAUACUACUUGGAUAUGAUUCUCGAACCCUCAGAGGCACCAAGGCCGGAAACAAACACUUAUUUGAGUACCCGAGUUCUAGAAAAGACAAUUACUGAGGAUGGAAGAACCAGAAUUCAAUCGACAAGUGAUACUGUCACACAGCUUAUAAUAACAGAGUCAGCGCCGCCGCCUCGUCCUAUCAGCGUUGAAACCACAUUGACUGCACUCGAUGAAAAUGAAAGUGCAUCGCCUGAUAUAACCAAGACCUACUAUAUCACUUACACUUAUUUUAAUACAUUUUUGGAAAAAGACAGCACUGUUAUUAAAACAAAUGUUGCCACAUCAACUGAUUAUGUACUUGAGAAAGCACCAAAGAAAACAUCAAUUAAAACAAUUGCCGCCAAUCAAACACCCGAUCCAAUUCAAAUUUAUGCGACAAAAACUUAUUUAACAACAUUUACUUAUUUCACAACACUUCUUCAGGCGGGUCUAGACGGGAAAACAGCUACUACAAUUUCCUCACGAUCUCACAUCGUGGAGAAUGUUGUCACCGAAUCAAUUGCGCCAAGUUUACUUGAAGCUGGAUACAUGAAUGCUCUUUUAACAACGUCACAACAUUCUGAUCCUGUAAAUAAUGUCGUGACUGGAUCAACGAUUAUUUUUUUCGACGACGAUGAACAGAGUGUGCCAACCAGUACUACUUUACAAGACACGCUUGCAACAGCUAGUCAUGAGAAUGUUGUUGUUCAAGUACCCGAAAGUUCUGAAGUACUUCCAUCCAAUGUUCACAGUAAUUCCGAAUCUGAAGAUUCGAAUCCCGAGGAGCAGGAAUCUUCCAUUCAGGAAGAAAUUGUACCACCUGAAUCAGUAGAGGAUUCGGAGCAAAAUAAACGACCUACUAUUCAAAACUCAGACAUACAAGUAAGCAAUCUUCUGAACUUGGGAUCUCUUGGAAUUAAUAGUCUAUCAGCGUUGGGACCAGUAAUUACCGCUAUGGCCGGAUUGUUGCAAGGAAAAACAGCUAAUCGUAGAAAUGAUACAUCACCGAUAGCUGCUGCUGCUGCUGCAGCAGCUGUCUCUGCACCAGUUUCUGAGGCACCCGAUACAACAACUAUUAGAUCACCGAUUUAUAUACCUGUCGCGGAAUUUGCCGAUGGUGAUAUAGAAACCGCCGAAAGUCAAAAUGUUGCUCAUCUAAUAAAUGUGAACCACAAUCAUAUUCCUGAAACACGUCACAAGGUAACCGCUAGUCUUGCGGAUGGAAUUCCGAUAUCUCCCGGAGAAGUGAUAACAGCAAAUAGUGAUGUAAUUAUUGGAAAGCCUGGAAAAAUGGGACCAAGACCACCGGAAACAUUUCUAAAAGACGACGAACAUAUUGGCAUGAAACCGCCACCAAUGUCAGUGCCCAAUAUUCCAGUGCAUCCUGUUCUCGAAGUUGUGGAAGAUAAUCGCGAAAAUUUGAAACAUAAAGAAAUUUCACACAUUGGAAAUAUUCCCCUGGAAAUUAUCCCCGCGUAUCAGAUUUACGAAGAACACAUCAAGGUUCCAAUUAGGUAUCCACUGAAUCCUUCGAAAAAACCUCAUCCUCUUCAACCACUUUUACCACCUCCGAAGAGAAUUAGCUCAAAGCAUGAUAUUUUGGAAAACGAUCCACUUUUAAGGCCUCCUAAUGUACCGAAUGUUGAAAAGUAUCCUCAACUCCCGGAGAUUGAUAAUCCCAAAUAUCCCUGGAAUCCUAAGGAACCUCUAACACCACCACUGCCAACUUCUGUAAAUAAGCUGCAAACAGAUUAUUCUUUAAAAACAAAACCCUGGAUUGAAGACAAUCAUCAGUCUUGGUCACAGGAUAAGCUGCAUUUGAAACCUUCGGAAUUUUCUCAACAAGCUGAAUCAAAUCCAUCACUCACGGAGCCGAUUGUACAUCAAGUACCUCAUGUAAUAGACAGAGGAACAGGACAACCUUUACUUGUUAAUCUUCAACCAAGUCAAGUAGCAAAUGUUGUAAUACCACAAGGCGGCACUCAAGCACUAAUCUUUGGAGACACCAAUGAACCUCACAUCAGUGGUCAAUAUUUUGAUGAUCCAUCGCCUUAUCCUGAAUCAGAUGUUGGACCUACAUUUACAUCCAUAUCAAAGGGAGAAAAUUUACAGUAUCCAACGGACGAUAAAAUCUUUAUGAUUCCACCAUCUCCACCGAAAACGUACAAACCAAUAACUGCAAAACCGGGAAAUUCGAAGAGACCGCAUGUAAUUCCACUAUCACAAACUCAUCAGGAUUAUAUAAAACCACAUGGAACAUCAAUUCUACGACCCGUGGAACGCUAUCCAGUUCGUCGACCCGAAGUUCCUGGCACUCCAGCCGGUCAAGGUCACGUGCAUACGGAAAUUUUGGUCCAUCACAAGCCAGAAACAGUAAAUCUUCGACCUCAAUCUGUGUCUCAUCGACCUCAUCCGUUCCCCGUUCAACAUUUACCACCGCGACGAGAUUUUAACAAACUUAAAAAACCAAUUGAAGCAACACCACCCCGAAGAACGGAAGUCUCACUAUCAACCGAAAAACCACUGGAUACAUUUUCUUCCGCUAAUUCAGAAACUGGUAAUGAAGUAUCAGGCAAUAAAAAUUGGAAAUUAGAUCAAAAACCUCCACGAAUUUCAUUGACAAGACGACCUAGACCUACAUUUAGACCUCGUUAUCCAACAAGAGGAACAAAUAAUCGACCUCAUUCAGAACGACCCGUCAUUAAGAAACCUCUGUUUGUCACUAAUCAAAGACUGCCGUUGAAACCCCAAAUUGAUCUAUCGAAUCGUUUUGCUAUCAAUAAACAAAAUUUGAAUACUUCUAAUGAGAAGCAUAAGAUAGAUUUUCCUUACAAUAUUAUUUCAAACAACAAACAAUCCACGAAUAACAUGCAAAAUCAGCAAAAUAUAGUUCCAAAUUUCUCUAAUAUUGAGAAAUUACCAACACCAAAUACACAAACAGAGAGAACUGACGAAUACAUUCCAACUGGAGCAGUGGAAUAUAAAAAUCCAUCGUCUGAACAGCAAAUAAAAAAUAUUGGUAAUCAAUAUUACUCACCAACUCCAAUUGACGAUGAAUCAAAUAAACCAGUAGAUGAUUCAGAAUCUGCAGACUCCGAUCCUGUUAAAUUUGCAACACCUCCCGAAUACGACAAAGAACAAUCGGAAAUUCCAACGGAUUAUUCAAACACAGAAAAUGAGACAAAAAAUCAGAAUGCAUACAAAAAAUCUGAAGUUAAUGAAAAACCUGUAAUAUUCCAAUAUCCUAUCAACAACAAUGGUCACGAUUUGCGUAAUCAAUAUGGAGUUAGACCCUACGAUACGCCUGUUAUUCAAGGUAAACCAUUUGGAGUCUAUGGUGUAACUAAUUACGAUAAUAGAGCUCCAAUUUAUGGCAACGUCCAAGGAAGUUUCUCCUAUCAAGGAACAAAAAUUCCAGGACAUGACGAUACAAUUGAUUUAAAACCACCGGCAAUAAUUCCACAAUUUGAACCAAACGGUCACAGUAGACCUUACGGACGUCCUGAUGCACAACCAGGAAAUUAUCAACAACCGGAAAUAAUUACCAAACCCCCUUCUAAAAUUUUAAGACCAGAUCAAUCAGAUUUCGUUCUUUUUGGUGAGGGACACAUGAAACCAGGACCCGGUCAAGUUAUCAGUUUAAAUGCUGAACCUGAUUGGAGUAUAAAUCACAAUCGAUCAAAACCACUGGCUUCAAGACCAAAUCUUGACCAAGCAAUUCCAAAACCAACUUCAACGUACAUUGGCAUAUCUCGACCUGAUCAUGGUUCUGGUGUACGAAUUCAUCCAGAUUAUCCGCAUAUCAUAACAAAACCUAAAAUACGUGUUCCAGCACCAAUUACAAUUACAUCUGGAUCUGCAAAACCACAUGACUCGCAUAGACCACCACAAUUUUCUCUACCAAUUGAGGCAAUUGGCAAUGAGGAAGACAGUAAAACACAAACUGAACGACCUCCAAGUUCACUUGUGAAAAAACCUAAACCAAACAAAGAACCAAUUGAUGAAACAUUGGAAACUGCUUUCCAGACGAAUUUCGCUAGUACUGAUUCUAAAGAAGACGCCAAAGAUUCACCCAGUGAUGGUUCUCAAAGGAAAGGUAUGUCAACCACCAUCAAACCUAAGGUACCAUCUCAAAACAUGAUGCCACCACCUCGACAUCAAAAGCCAACGGAUCAGAUUAAAAAGCCCGAUCAUCAGGAAAGUGUUAAACUAAAACCAACAGAAGUUGUUGGACUAUCGCCACCACCUGUGAAAAUUACAACAACAAAUCGUCCAUCCGAUUCAAAAAUUACCACUCUAAACGAAUCUGGCUUAAGACCACCACCGUUAUUUAUUCCUUUGAAAGAAUCAGUUAGUAAAGCAGCAACACUUUCACCACCAAGUGUUAAAAUGAUUCCACCAAGUGCAAGACCUACUCACAUUAGACCAUUCUUGGCGGAUAUUUUAUCAGAAGAUAUGGUACCACCUCCACCAGUGAAAACAUCAAAACCAGUCGAAAUCGCUACUGUCAGACCAGUUCUUGCUGUUUCUGGAUCAAUACAAAUAGCUUCAGCCGUAGCAACAUCUCACAUACCAGUUAUGCAAGAUGUUGAAUCAAAAAUACCGAUAAUUCAUGGCACUGUGGAUUUACCAGUGGUUGUUGAUGUUCCAGAGGAUCUUAGACCCGUGGAAACUAAACGAACGGAACAUGUCAGUAUUUACACUGCCAGACCAUUUGAAACCAAACAAGCAUCCAAAGUUUCCAUUCAACCUUCGGCAAUUUUGACAACCAAUCUAGUGAUGCCAACAGCAACAAAACCAUCGCACAUUGAAGCAAGUAAAUCUCCAUCGACAGAACCAUCAACGUCAACUGUAAUUGUCUCCCGUAAACCAAGUAAACGACCGGAUUAUCCAGUUUUCCUUGAACCCAGUAUGGAGAAUAUUUUGCCCUCUACAACUCAAAUUGAAUCAACAGAAACUUUAUCCUAUCCUUCAAAACCAGAACAUAAAGAGAGGCGACCAACUAGCAUUCAUCGAGAAACUGUCACCAAAGUUCGAAAACCUUUCAGACCACAUUUCACAAGACAUUCAAUGCGAAAUAAUACCGAUAACAGAGUUGUAUACAGUAUCGCAACAAAGGUCGAAAGUUCUGUUAGUAAAUCAUCACCAACUACUUCAAAACCAAAAGACAUACCACUAUUUAUCAAAGGAGAAAGCAUUGAAAUCGUCAAAGAAAUCAUUGGCACCGUUGAGGAACACGAAGUCAGUGAAAAUAGAUCUACUUCUAUUUUGGAAAUGAAGCCAAAAGAGUUCACAAAAUUCAAGACACUCACCAUAACGAGAACUCAAACUUCAGUUCUUGGUUCACCUCCCACUACUAGAACGCUUUUGCUCACUCAUACCAUGACAUCAACGUCUGUUGAAACAAUAACAGAAACUCUCAUCAAUCCUACGAAUGUUAUUUCAACAAUAACUUCAACUAUUCUUCAGUCGAUUCCUGCAUCUUAUGAAAAUGAGGCCAGCGAUGAUUCCAUUGACUCGAUUUUCGUUGUGAUGAGUGAUCAGAAACCACCUGAACCUGGAGCUGAAGAGGUUGAGGCUGAAUAUGGAGAAGAAGUCUCGAGAGAUGAACAAGAUCCAGCAGGCAAUGAAAUUCAUCGAGUUUUAGCUGGAGGAAUUUUAGGUGCCCCAGUGAUUCCUCUUCAUCCAGUAAUUAAUCAAUGUGUUCCUGAAUGUAGAGCCUUUAAAGCUGAGAUGUGCGCCGAAUUUAGUGGAGAAAUGCGAUGUGUUUGCAGACCAGGUUUUGCUAGAAUGUUCCCUGAUCGACCAUGUAAACCUACCUACACAUACACCCUUCGUGUCGGUUUGGAUCGCAUUGGUCGUGACAAUGUCCUCUACACAGACAGUAUGAAUGAUACAUCAUCUGCAGAGUAUAGACGAUUAGCGCCUAACGUAAAGGAAGCAUUGGAUAGAACUUUGAUGCAAAGUGAUUUACGUGAUCUCUAUCAAGGUGUUAAAAUUGCUGGAUUUGUUCCCGAACCCGUUCAAGUAAAAUUCCAUGUCUAUCUAUUUGACAAUGCAAAUGGAACUCAUUUGAAGGGAAUUAUUCGAAAAUAUUUAGUGAACAGCAAUUAUAGUCUCGGUGGUACUGAGGUCUACGCUUCUCGAAAUCUCAGUUUGGUUGAAGCUGAAGAUUUCGAUGAAUGUACAACAGUAGAGGAUGGAUGGUCGCAUCAUGAUUGUUCAAUGAAUGCAGUUUGUUUCAAUCUUCCAGGAUCAUAUCAGUGCUCUUGUAAGGAAGGUUGGGCUGAUUUAUCGGAGAAUCCUGCUUAUCCUGGUCGAUUAUGCUCACAAGCUCCAUUGGGAUGUUCAGCUUGCAAUAAUAAAGGACACUGUGUAUUAAAUUCUCAUGGUCACAAUACUUGUGAAUGCUUCCCAUGGCACAGUGGACAGAAAUGUCAAAUUAAUUUGAAAGUACUGCUAAUUGCAUUAGGAACAACGGGAGCAGUUUUACUUGGAUUGUUGGCUGUUUGCGUUGGUUUAGCGUGUUUACGUCAUCCUGGAAGAAGACGCUCUUCUGGUGAUAGACGAGCAAUGAUUCCAGGUGCAGGAACUGGAGGCGAUACAAGUAGUGAAGGCAGCGUUACAGAGUUGGCGAUUCCACAUCAUGUUCCUCAUGUUUUGCCACCACCUCCACAAAUGUUGGCACCAGCACCUCCAGUAAAACGACCCAUUAGAAAACCUAGUAAUAGAUUACGACAUCAUGCUAGAAAAGUGAUGCCGGUAGUUCCUCCAAUAGCAACUGUUAACACUGAGCAACGUGACCGUUCCUUGACUGUAAUGAUUCCACGUGCAAAAUAUCGAUCAGCUCCACAGUCAUCUCAGCCAAUUCACAAGCCUACGAUUAAGAGCACAUUUUCCGUGGAGGAACACAAAUUAAUUGAUUAUUUAGAAGGUGGAGUCCACCCUGGAAUGAGAAAAUCAAAUCUUGUUAAUAGUAGCGAUUGCAAGGAAGCAGAAAUUCGAGUGAAAAAGACUCCAAUUUCUCCGACUGGAGCACUUGUCAGUGCUGGUUUUCAGGUUUCAGCAACAGUUACAAGAACAGUAGACGCUGAAUCGACAUUGGCUCGAUCUUGUGGUGAAACUACUGUUGAGCCAGCAACAAAAAUUUUGCGCUCCAAUGAUUUUCAAGGUGAUCUUGAAUCAAGUCUUGCUCGCUCUUGCACUGAAACGACAAUUCAAACAUCAGCGAAUCAAUUACUUCGUUUAGAUUUGGUGGAUACUGGUUCAACGUUAGCAAGGUCUUGUGGAGAGACGACGAUUCAGCCUUCGACAAAGAUAGCCAACUCUGAUCGUAAGGAUAUUAGAGAUGUUCGGGACAGUACAAGUGAGGGUCACACGAUGGCUGAACGUGAUCUUGGAAGUACGUUGAGACUUCCGGCUCAACAUGCGCAGCUGUACAAUUCCGAUAGGGCGAAUAGCGACAGGGAAUCAAAUUUUGAUUCCUUGUAGUUGUUUUUUCGUGAGCUCAAAAAUUUCAACGGUGAGGGAGGGAGGUGCCAUGGAUUUGACUGACACGACACAUUCCAUCGAAUCUACUAUACUAUCUCAGCUCUAUACUGUCGCGUCUCCAUCUUUAUUUUAUUUUUUUUUUUUAUUUUUUAUUUACCUAAAUCGAUGACGAAUUUGAGUACAGCGGCAGGCCGCUUCUGGUUUUUAAAAUUCGUCGUUGUCAGUAUAGCAGAAAACCUACCACAUUCUGCUCAAGAAUAAUUCGCAAUUUUGUAUACAUUGACUGAAAGCGUCAUUAUAAAAAUAAGUUUAAAUGUUACAAAAAAAAUCAAAUCAUUUUUUUUUUUAAUGACGCAUUCAGUCAAUUCAUUCGUUUCGAUCGUUUGCUCUUUUGAAUUUUAAGUAUCAAAAAAAAAAAAAAAAAAAAAUUUAUUCGACUGUAUAUUUUUGUCAGAGCAUUCGAUCUAACGAAAAAACGCACUCUAAUUGCGUCCAUUCAACGUGCCAAAAUAUAGCCAAUGAUAAAAAAAAAAAAAAUCUUCCAAAAUCGUAAUUCUCCAAUUAAUUACGUAUUUAAAUCGAGAGACAUUUUUAUAUAUCUUAUACUGUGUAUUACAUUUCAUAUAUAUAUGUAAAGAAAACGGUAAAAAAAGAAAGUUAUUAAGUGUAUAAUUUCUAUACAUUUUUUUUUAAAUAUAGAAAUUGAGCGACUCUAUGCACUUGACAAGUGGAAAAAAAAUUCAAUUCAUGAUAUUGGACGGGAUUAACGAUAUAAUAUAUAUAUAUAUAUAUUAAAUAUCGAAUUUGGAAAAAAAGCGUAUUAUAUUUGUAUGAUUUAUUAUUAAUAUUAUUAUUAUUAUUAAUAUUGUUGUUGUUUACAUGUUUAGUCUAUUUUGUACGGUUUUUUUUAAUAGUCACGUCGUUCGACUUCGAAUUUUUUUUUUAAUAAAUCUAAUUUAUAUUGUGCGAAGGAGAAAUUAACAAAAAAAAAAAAAACUGUGUAAAUGUAAUUAGAAAAAAUGAUUUUUGUUUUUAAGGGUUUCGAAUCGAAGUCGAACAAUGUCAGGAAAUUUAAUGAGACUCAAGGGAGAGCAGAGAAGAAUGCGUUGUGCGGGUGGAAUAAUUAUAGCUUUAUUAUUAUUUUUUUUUUUUUUUUAAUAACUUAAGAAACAUUUUAACAAAAAACGGAUAGGUGUUAUUAAUAAAAAAAAAAAAAAAUUCUCCCUGGCUAAAUUUUUUUUUUUUAACCAAGUGCUCGAAUCGCUUCGAUCAUAUAUGUAUUGAAUGACGUUGGCGAUAUUUCGCUUGUGUCACAGUGACAGCAAAAAAUCGCAUUUACAUAGAUAUAUAUGGACUUAUUAUAUAUAUAUAUAUUCUAUUCUUAUGUUUUACAUUUUUAGAAAAAAAAAAAAAAUUUUUUAUCUAUAAAAAAUAAACUCUGUUGUACAUAACGAACUUCUUCUUAGUUUUACGUAUUAUAUAAAUAUAAUAAUAUUUAGAUUAUUUUUGUAUACAUUUCGAGUAUUCGAUAGUGCCUGUGUACUUAUUAUGUAUGUUUAAUAAAAAAAAAACCAAUAACUAUAA
Messenger RNA from Leptopilina boulardi, 12252 nucleotides. Its product is annotated as mucin-17. Gene Ontology annotation, molecular function: calcium ion binding; Notch binding. The coding region runs from base 433 to 10668 and encodes 3411 amino acids. The transcript is spliced from 19 exons. NCBI's taxonomy places the organism in Eukaryota, Metazoa, Arthropoda, Insecta, Hymenoptera, Figitidae. The record is from RefSeq and is a predicted model, not a curated record. Gene Ontology annotation, biological process: Notch signaling pathway.